AUAGAGACCAUAGGUAUGGAUACGCAAGAGCGCAUGCAUCCAUGAAAGGUCUUUCGAGCAUGUGAAAUUGCUAUGCGAUAACUCUGUGUACCUAUAUAAUAUAAGUGAAACUCCAGUUAUAUUUCGCGUUGCAAGAAUAAAGAACGCAAAAUGUUCAACACAUUUAUUAUUAUUAUUGUGGUAUUACAAACCAUCACCAAAUUAAGCUUUGCACAGUCUGUGGGUGAUUCGGAGAAUUUCGCAAUUCCUUCUGAUGAAUUAGAUGAAAGUGCGGAUGAGAAUAGUCGUUCUGCGUUAUCGGCCAAUGCAUUUGGAGCUGCUGGAAGGCCGGUUGCCGCAAGACCGGUAACUCCUGGACUGAUACGAUUCCAUCAAUGCUACGUGUGUGCCGACUGCCCAACGGUACUUGUGAACACAACAUAUAAAGUCUGCCCGUACAGCGCGGAUAGCUCGAAGAACAACAAAUGUGUUAUUUACUCCGAACAAUAUAGACAUAUGAAGAAGCCCUGGUACAUACGAGGAUGCGCGUCGGAACGCGGCACUUGCGUGGACAUCGCUCGAGCGCACUCGUCGCACAACACCAUCGUGAAAUUGAACUUCUGCCGCGAAUGCGAUGGAGACAAAUGCAAUGUAAAUGGCGGCAGUCGACUGGAGACAGUCGGUGCAUUCAUUGCUCUCGUGAUUACGCCUUUGCUUGCGAAACACACUCUUUCAUAAAAAUUACGCUUGCAAUCUUGUAGCUCAGAAAAAAUAUGAAAUUAACUUUUAGAUGGAAUGGAAUUUUGCAAAACAAAUUAAAACUUUUGCUGUAGACAAAGACGGAGAUUAAAAUUGACAUUCCACACCGAUCGAGACACCGUUCUUCUUCGUUAACCAUUUUUAACAUUCUCCGUAGGCCUUCUUUAACAUCUUCCAUUCACUGUGAUAUUGAGGUCUUUCAUCCAGUUGAUCCGGCGAUUCACUUGAAAGACUAGCGCAUAAUUGGUCUUCCUCGGGGACCGUUAUAAUAAAUAUAAAGAAAUCAUACAUAGCAAUAACAUUGCAUAUAGGUACCUAGUGAGAAUAUUCUGCCUAUUUUAAUUCUAAUUUUGUUAUAUAAAACCACAUUUUUCUGGUUUGAUAGCACGUAAUUCAAUAUGAUUAUAAUAAAGCGAUUUUCUACCUGAA
Messenger RNA from Manduca sexta (tobacco hornworm), 1167 nucleotides. RefSeq lists its product as uncharacterized. Lineage: Eukaryota; Metazoa; Arthropoda; Insecta; Lepidoptera; Sphingidae. The record is from RefSeq and is a predicted model, not a curated record. The coding region runs from base 151 to 717 and encodes 188 amino acids. The transcript is spliced from 3 exons.